Molecule: messenger RNA, 2286 nt
Organism: Haliotis rufescens (red abalone)
Lineage: Eukaryota; Metazoa; Mollusca; Gastropoda; Lepetellida; Haliotidae
Product: solute carrier family 46 member 3-like
Exons: 5
Coding region: 219-1706 (495 amino acids)
Biological process (GO): transmembrane transport
Cellular component (GO): membrane
Molecular function (GO): transmembrane transporter activity
Source: RefSeq, a predicted model, not a curated record
UCAGGUGGGUUUGUUGACAACAAAGCACGUGGUGCGCCUUGCUACCUGUCACAUGACCUGCAAUGACUAACGAAAAUAUUUCUUUUGUGUAAUGGGCAUAGCACGUUCCUCUGAUCUGUAACAGCAUGCUUCGGUAUGGUUUGUAAAUGAUUAGACACACUCCACUGUCACGGAAUACGAAUUAAAGGCUUUCAUAUGGUCACUGUGAUCAGAACAAGAUGGCGACAGACUCAAACAACGAGAAAUCACCGCUUCUCUCGAGCCAGCCCGACACAGACGGGAUCUCACCUCCAAGCAUUUGUGGCGAGAAAAGAGGGCGACGAUCCUGUCUAUUCAACCUGGUCCUGGCUAACGUUGUCGUCUGCAUCCUGACAUCAGCAUCCAGCCUCUUCUCGCCGGUCCUGUCUCAAUACGUCUACCACAGAAUCUCCCUGCAGGUGUUCGGCAAUGACACGAGAACAAGGAACUUCUCCACGCUGGCUCCAUGCUUCCAGAACACAUCGGACCCAGGCUACCUCCUUCAGGAGCGAGCACAGAUUGAAUCAUCAGAGAAGCUCUCCGAGUUUACUAUAGCGUCCAGCGGCAUUGCAGUCCUGUGUAAUGUAAUCCUGGGAACCUACUCUGACUUCUUUGGAAGGAAGUUCCUCUAUGUUAUAUGUAUGACGGGGUAUGUAUUACGGACAAUUGUUACGGUAAUAAUAAUACACUGGAACCUAGACCUCGACUACCUCUUCCUUGCUACCGGUCUGUAUGGUCUAUGUGGAGGAUCGUGGUCAUUCACACUUGCAUCGUGCGCCUACACCGCUGACAAUACACCCCCACACCAGUCCCGAUCUCUGUGGAUGGCCGUCAUCGAGACCGUCACUGGUCUUAGCGCUGCUCUUACAUCCCUCGCAGUAGGUUAUUUCAUACAGGCCACAGGCUAUUUCUAUCCAUCUUUAACCUCAGCUCUUGUCAAUGUCCUAGGUAUCCUAGUCGUGAUCCUGUUCAUGGAGGAGACAUGUCCCAGGCAACAGAGGUCCUGCAUUACCCCCCUUCAGGGUUUAAGGAACAUGAUGAGCGUGUAUGUCUUCCAGGGAACAAGAUUAAAGAAAGGUCUCAUCUGGUUAGGGCUAUUGAUAUUCCUCUUCUCCAUCAUCAACAACUCGAGUGGGUCUAAUCUGGACACGCUGUUCGAGAUGAACCUGCCGUUCUGUUGGAGCCCGGAGAAGAUGGGGCUGUUCAACACCAUCACCUACCUGGUGAAGAACCUGGUCGGGGUGUUUCUGGUGAAAGGACUACAGUAUUGUAUGACGGAUGAAGUUGUUGCUUUAGUGGCCACGGUGUCAGCUAUCGGCGGAGACCUCAUGUGGGGAUUUGCCACAAACGACUUUAUGCUGUAUGCGGGAGUUCCUGUUGUCGGACUUGUCGGAUUUGCCGCUACUCCUAUCAUCCGGGGCAUCAUGUCAAAGAUGGCGCCUCAAAGUAAACAGGGGGCACUGUUUGCUAGUCUGGCCCUCGUGGAGUCUGCGUGUAGUACGUUCGGCACCCCGCUCUUCAACAGCAUCUACCAAGAGACAGUGACUUACUGGAGGGGUGCUGUGUUCAUCGCCAUGGGGGCCAUGCAUGUGGCAGCCUUAGUCCUCUACCUCAUAUUCGUUCCGCUAUUCAGGAAGGAACAGAGACAACGUCAAGAAGUUCGGCAGAUACAGACGCCAAAGUCAUGACCGUCUAAUAUACUUUGAGUGAUACAACAUCCUCACCAUGACAUCUUUUGUUAUCCUACAUGUGCAAUAUAUAUAUUUACCAUUGAAGUUGUUGCUACUAUUAAUAUUUGUUUCAACAAACAUGUCCACCGUUCAACCAAGUGUUUCUCUUUAAGGGAAAUAUUUAGUGUAAUUCCACUUCCCUUUCGAGAAUCUGGGGAAGAAUAAUCGACCUGAUUGUAUUCAGACUGACGUGAUAAAUAUCUGGAGUAAUGAAAAGCGACGCAAAACAGCAUGCGCUCGGUCUAGCUUUAGUCAAACAUACCUUUCACAAGACAUGAACGGUCAUCACUGAUCAUAUUCUGUGAUAUUGUAUUGUUUUGUUUGUUUGUUGGCUUGUUGUUUAAUGCCGCACUCAGCAAUAUUCCAGCCUAAUGACGGCGGUCUGUAAAUAACCGAGUCUGGACCAGACAUUUCAGUGAUUGACAACAUGAGCAUCGAUCCACGCAACUCAUCCGUUUGUUAUUUCAUUUUGUAUGUUCAUUUUGUAAGUUCAUGCAUUUUAUGUUCAUGCAUUGUAUGUUAUAAAUGACUUUGGAUA